CUGGUUCUGGUUCAGAGUGCCGUGCAAUACGUGGCCUGGGUAUGUCUCGGGCUGAGGACCUCAGAGCGGAGCUAUUGAGGGCUGAACAUCUGAAAGCUGAGGCCUUGUGGGAGGAAAACUGUGAUGGGUCUAGAAAGCUGGAUGGGCGGCCAAAGCUCUUCCUACGUCGCUUCUUUUCCUCCAUUGGCCUGAACAGCGUCGGUAGGCUUGUGAAAGGAGGUCGCUCCAGUAGUAUGGAACAGCUCAGUAUACCCACUGCCCCCCGGGCGAGCUCAACAUCACCAAGCCCCACACGGAGACCGCAGCCCACUAUCCGCAUACAGAGGACACCCUCCCUGCAGACGCUGAAUACGGUGCUGCCACUGGCCCAGCUGCGUAAAGCCUCCUCUGUGCAGAGUUUAGAGAGAAGAACAGAGCGUUCAACGAUACUUGGGGAGGUGCAAAUACCAUACGGCCUGGCACUCAGCCCUGACAGCCCUCAGCUUGAGCUUCACAGGGCCUUGAGCGUUGAAGAUGUACUUCCCUCUAGAAUCGCACGUCCGGUGGGCCGGGUCACUCAGGCUUUCCCCGAUGGGAGUAUCCUCCUGGAGCUCAUCAAACCCCCAAACGGUCCUUAUGGUUUUGUUAUUUCAAGGGGCAAAGGUCGACCAGACACAGGUGUAUAUGUUGAAAAAGUGGGUGAUGGCAGCGGAGAAGGCCCGUACGUAGGCCUCCUUGGCAUCGGUGACGAAAUUCUGCAGGUGAAUGGAGAAGCAGUGGCCGGACUCACUUUAGACCAGGUGACGCGCCUCAUGACCAGGGAAAGCACUGCUUCCCUUCGAAUCAUGCCCGCUCGACGCAAUCAGCGCUGAUUGACAGGACAGGCAUGGCACACAGCCACUUCUCCUGGAGACACGCAGAGUAACUGACUGCUACAAACACUGCGGACUGACUGCAACAAAUGGUAGACGUGCUGUAGUCAGUGCAGCACACUUGCAAAUGCGUAGGUGGAAAAACAGGGUGAGGGCUUCGUUUCUCAUAGUGCAAAUCAACGUUAAAUUAUGUGGCAUCACAAAGGAUUGCAAUAGAAACAAAAGCACAUUACAUACAAAUCCAACCGUGCACAGAGUAGGCAAGUUAGAAAAGUUUAAUGUAUUUGAAAGUUAAGAAAAAUUCAAACCUAAUACGAUUUCAAUUUGUAAAAUGAUUUAUUUUCUUCUUCUUUUUUAGUUGUCGUGAAUUUUUCUUGUGAUUCAUUUUGCUCUUUAUGUCACACAGAGCAUGAGAUCUCAAAUGGUUAGUGAUUGGAAUUGUAUUUUGUCACUUAUUUGAAAUUGUAUACAGAUAUAUAUUUUUUAAGUACUGUUGCUUAUUUAUUUAUUGGUCAAAUAAUUGAUUAUCUGUAGGGGUGUGGCACAUGCUUGAUCAAUAGACCCUUGAGCUGGUGUGUAAAGAAAGAAAACAAAUAAUUAUCUCAUUUUGGGUUUGUUUUUUUUCCUUCAGUACAUCAUAUUUCCCUGGGGCUCUGUAUGGUCUCUUCAUUUUGCUUGUGUUGUAUCAAGUACUCUUUUAUGAACCGGGUGCCGUUUUGCUUCUAAAUAAAAUAAUAUAGAGAUUUA
This is a messenger RNA of Oreochromis aureus, 1598 nucleotides long. RefSeq lists its product as uncharacterized. The record is from RefSeq and is a predicted model, not a curated record. Gene Ontology annotation, molecular function: protein kinase C binding. The transcript has 5 exons. Bases 42 to 851 code for a protein of 269 amino acids. NCBI's taxonomy places the organism in Eukaryota, Metazoa, Chordata, Actinopteri, Cichliformes, Cichlidae. Gene Ontology annotation, cellular component: nucleus; apical plasma membrane; cell cortex. Gene Ontology annotation, biological process: regulation of cellular localization; establishment or maintenance of cell polarity; centrosome cycle.